Messenger RNA from Procambarus clarkii (red swamp crayfish), 666 nucleotides. The record is from RefSeq and is a predicted model, not a curated record. NCBI's taxonomy places the organism in Eukaryota, Metazoa, Arthropoda, Malacostraca, Decapoda, Cambaridae.
AUUUGUUGUGCUUGGAGGUGUGAGGGUGUGCGGGACUGGGAAGGUUGGUGCUUAAUAUUUGCAGCUCUUCACGUUCUACAACCCGAGGAUUAUUAUUGUCUUCUCGUAAUAUUGCUCAUAUUCCAACGUCCAUCUAUAAGGUAUUACGAGCGGUUGUGACAAGGACUGGAGACGCAAAGGGUCGCCGGCUGGUGUGGGUCUGUGGAGUUGGACUCUUCAGUGAACGACAGACCUUUGUAAACACCAGCCCGCUCGCUGCUGAGUCAGCCCGGAGACUAUACAAGUUGAGGGUUGUGGGGCUGCGAGGAUGGGCGGUUCACCGCCCAUGACGUGACGGGGCGCCUUGCGUGGGCGCCGCCCAUGGCCAUGGACAACGCCCACGGCACCCACGCCCCUCACGACAUCUCCACGCCUACCUCCCGUCCUGAGAACGCCCGUGGGCGUGGCCAUAUACGUUCCCGAAGCAGAGACGCUUCGUCUGAUUCACACCACCACGCCCGCGACGCCUCGCUAGGAGGCACCGCGCGUCGUGUCGGUGGUGGUGGUGGGGGGGAAGAGCCAGGCACUAACUCCCGGGGGUCCUCACCUGCCCGCCCGCACGCCCACUCAGCCACGCCAGCUCACUCAACGCCGCCCACGCUACUCAGGCACGCACAUAACCUGUAA